Paracoccidioides lutzii Pb01 is the source of this 564-nucleotide messenger RNA. RefSeq lists its product as hypothetical. Bases 1 to 564 code for a protein of 187 amino acids. The record is from RefSeq and is a predicted model, not a curated record. The transcript has 2 exons.
AUGCUCAACCAAUCGCGUGUCAGUUGGAUUCUUUAUCGGCUACCCCAUGGCUUCUAUCUCAUGCUUCAAGGUCUCGAAGGUGCAGGGGGCGAUCUCACCAACAUUGGUAUGAGGAGCGAUUUCGCUUCCUGUUUCCAUGAUAGGCCCUGUGAUGUAGACGAGGUCUGGCAGAAACCCGUUUUAUCACCCCUUUGCUUUCGUUCCUACGAGUCGCAUCAACCUCUCUCAAUGCGGAUUCUAGAUUGCCAACAGCCUUUGAUGCAAGUUUGCGAUCUCAACAAUCCCCCUCCAAAUGGCGUCCAUGGAUAUUCUGCGUCGGAACUGCAACUGCCGACCAUCCCGAAUAACAAAGAUCGAACCACUGAGAGCUUCAGAGCCAGAAGCGAAAGCAGCCUUGGCACCUGCGGAUAUAAAAUAACAACUUUCACUCACCGUUGGACCCGUGGAUCGUUUCCCACUUUGCAUGAGAAAGUCAACGUUCAAUCCAGUCUCCGGCGGAGAGGUUCUUAUUUUGUAGGGAAGGGUGUAGAGAUCCCCCGACCGAUAUCCCUAGACAGGAUUUGA